Messenger RNA from Vanderwaltozyma polyspora DSM 70294, 648 nucleotides. RefSeq names its product YbhB/YbcL family Raf kinase inhibitor-like protein. The record is from RefSeq and is a predicted model, not a curated record. Gene Ontology annotation, biological process: regulation of Ras protein signal transduction; regulation of proteolysis. Lineage: Eukaryota; Fungi; Ascomycota; Saccharomycetes; Saccharomycetales; Saccharomycetaceae. The coding region runs from base 1 to 648 and encodes 215 amino acids. Gene Ontology annotation, molecular function: phospholipid binding; peptidase inhibitor activity. The transcript has a single exon.
AUGAAUCAAGGUAUUAAUGUUUGUAAGACUGUGGUCGAAGCAUUGUCUAAACAUGACAUUGUUCAAGAUGUAAUUAAGAAUAUUUCUUUUAAACCUUCAGGGUUUUUAGUUAUUGAGUAUGGUACAAAUUUACCUGUUACUAUGGGAAACCUUUUACCUGUUGCUCAAACACAAGCUAAGCCAAAGAUUCAAUUUAUUUCAAGUCCAAACGCUAAUGAGAACAAUCAAGACGGGUUCAAACCAUUUAGUGCUGAUAAAAGUAAUCUUUUCACUUUAGUGAUGACUGAUCCGGAUGCUCCUUCAAGAGUUGAUCAUAAAUGGUCAGAAUAUUGUCAUUAUGUUUCUACCGAUAUCCCAUUGAAUAAUGAGUCCGGUGAUAACGAUUUAAAUUUCACUACUAGCUUUAUUAAUGAAGGUAAUACAUUGAUCCCAUACAUGGGUCCAGGUCCUCCAAAGGGUACUGGUCAACACAGAUAUAUCUUUAUGUUGUUUAAGCAACCAAACAAUGUUAAUGGUUCAAGUUUCACUCCAAUCAAGGAUAGACCAAACUGGGGCUAUGGCACUCCAGCUACUGGUGUGGCUAAAUGGGCCACAGAAAACAAUUUGGAAUUGAUUGCAACCAAUUUCUUCUUUGCUGAAAACGUAUAA